Molecule: messenger RNA, 2448 nt
Organism: Drosophila guanche
Lineage: Eukaryota; Metazoa; Arthropoda; Insecta; Diptera; Drosophilidae
Product: probable ATP-dependent RNA helicase DDX20
Exons: 2
Coding region: 7-693 (228 amino acids)
Biological process (GO): spliceosomal snRNP assembly
Cellular component (GO): SMN complex
Molecular function (GO): RNA binding; RNA helicase activity
Source: RefSeq, a predicted model, not a curated record
CUGUAGAUGCGUAUGAAGGUGGAGGCGCUGAAGAAGAUCUUCACGCAGCUACACUACGAGCAGUCGGUGCUCUUUUCCAAUUCCAAAAUGCGCGCAGAUUCGUACUGCAAUUACCUGAAAGCCGGUGGCAUACCCUGCAUGCUGCUGUCGGAUGAUUUCGCCCAGAGCGAGCGCUCCGAGGUCUUUGAGAACUAUCGCAGCUUAUCGGUGCGCACCAUUGUGGACACGGAUCUGAUUGCAUGCGGAGUGGACUCGCAUCAUGCCAACCUGGUGAUCAAUUUGGAUCCGCCCAACGAUCAUGUCAUAUAUUUGCAUCGGUCGGGGCGUUCCGGUCGCUUCGGGUCAAAGGCCAUUGCCAUCACAUUCAUCUCAUCGCCGAAGCAGAGCGAACAUUUUAAGCGGAUUCUGGCAAAGGCAGGCACUGGCAUGUCCGUUCUGCAGUUUCCCACUGAAGGGCAGCCGUCGAAGGGAUUUAAUUACUUUGAAUUUGAUGCUUAUGGGUUUCCGUAUUACUUUAAGUCGGAAGCCAACGAGCAGGACGAGAAUGAGUUGAAUCAAAUCAAGAAACAAAAGGCCACCAAACUGGCCAUCAAAAUAUCCAACGAAAAGGCAGAAAAGGCAUCCAGAGACGUGUCUCCAGUGGAGGUAAAGACGCAGGUCACAGAAGCAGCUGCAGGGCAACAAAUCGUUUAGGAAUGUGCCCAACAAGGAGUUUUUAUCGCUCCCGCUGUAGUGCAGGAGGAAAAGCCAAACAAUCUAGAAUUUGAGGUUAAAACAUAUCCCACAGUGGCAGACAGCCAGCAGCCGUUGCCGGAAGACAUUCUAUCGCCAAACGAUGACAAGCCCAGCACCAGCUCGGCAGCCAAAAAGAGGGAAAAACUGAGGCGAAAAGCAGAGAAACAAAAGCACGCCAAAAGCAACUUGGGUGCGCCAGAAAAAGCGAACGUUAGUGCUUCGGCAGACAACAAGGAGAAUCGACCAACAUAUGGAGCAGAAGCGAGAAUGGAGAAGCCGCUGGAAACACUCAUGCAAGUGGAAGACGGACCCCGACAGAUGUUUCCCAGCCACCAACACACCUCUCGGUCAGCUCGGCUAUAGCCGAAACCACAGGAGAGCUACCGCUAGAGACCCACCAAACAGUCAUGGAAGUGGAAGAUUCUCCACAGACAUCACAAACACCAACAUAUGUGUCACAGGAGCCAACGGCGACCCCGUCAGAUGUCUCCCAGGAGCCAACCCAAUCGACUGGCUGCUCGGCUGCCACUCACCCGGGACCGCCCGCAAAUUCAAUCAAUACGAAAACCUACUUCCUAGUGGUGCCCGCCAUGGACAACAGCUCGACCACGCUGCAGCCUCAUGUGCUGUCGAAUACGGUGGACGAUGCCAGCAGCAUUGUGUCGGACAGCCUGGAGUGCGGCUAUGGCAGUGAUACAUACCUCCUAUGUCAGCCACUACACGGAGAGCGAUGGCCAGUUAAUGUGGCAGAGCUACAGGGCACGUCUGCAGGUGCUCAAGCGUCGUCGUCGCUCCCUGAAGACACGUCCCUGGUACCACAAAUGGUCAACGUUUGGGCGUUUGCACAAAGCAUUCAAGAGCGUCAAGACCCGGCAUUGAAUCGCUGCUGCCAGUGCUGGCCCAUCAUCAGUUCCCAUUGAAGUUUGAAAAUCGGGAGAGCUGAAUCCAACGCUUGAAUGCCUACAAAAGGCUAUUCAAGGUGAACAACGAGUUGGACUGGCUGGACGAGUUUUACAAGACGGCAAAGGAAGUUUACUCUACGGAUUAUGGUAAUGCCACGGAGCAGGACAAAUCAGAGAAGCCGCAACAGCAGCAGCAGCAGCGCUGGGUAAGCUGAGCGUUCAUGUUGCCCAUCAGAUGUAUAUUACAGCAGUUAAAGGAAGUUGUUGAGGAAUUGAGUUCCCCGUCGAGCGGCUUUGGUGAGAGUACAGAGGAGAUUGCUUCAUCUGGCAUUGGGACUUCUGCCUACAAUCCUUCUGCCUCCUCGGAUCGACUGGAAAAUUAUGAUGAAGAUGACGAGGACACAGAGAGCAGUUACAGCUAUGAAUGCGAUGAAAGCAAGGGAAAAAAUGCCAGAGUUGCAGCCAUUGCUGCUAGACCCAUUGCCAUUACUGUCAGACAAAAUGACAACGGCACAAAUAAAGCAAAAGUUUUGACCACUGGAACUGAUCAGGCUGGAGGCAGUCACCCAAAGGCUGACCCAGAGGAAGCUGCAGAAAGCAGCGCCACAGAGGAAGAUGAAGAAAGCAUCGCCCAAGGCGAGCCAGAUGAAAGCAGCGCCCCAGAGGUUCGUGCAACAGAAACUUCGGACUUGGACCACAUAAACCGCGCCAUGCAGCUCUGGGAGGAGACCUUCAACAGGCAGUAUCUGCUGAUAACAAACCAUGUGGCCGCACACAUGUCACAAUUGCACGAGGAAGAUGGUUAAGCACA